AUGAAUGAACAGGUGUUGCAGGAGAGUCUGGUCAUCCCGGGUUCGCACCUGCAUCUGGUCUAUCACAGCAGCUAUAGCCAGGGCUACCUGUCCACCAUCAACGUACAGCUCACCCCCUCAUCCAUACCCAAAAGCCUACGUCUAGUGCUCUUACGGAUUGUCAUCGAAGGCAUACUGUUUGAGAAGACCUUCGAAGCGGAUCCAGACAUCAAAUACACCUACUCUUGGAAUAAACGGAAUAUUUAUAAGCAAAAAGUCUAUGGCAUUACUGUUGCCAAAGUGUUUGUCGGAUAUCAGUAUAAGGACUGCAAACAAACGGUGUGGACAGCGCUGUCGACUACACUGCGGGGCUAUGAUAUGGACAUCUCUGAGUUCGGGUCCUGGAAUCUGGACAUUCAUCACAGAUAUAACUUUCAUGAGGGAGUCCUCCAGAAGGGCGACGGAACCACUGUUUUCUUCAAACAACAGCCAAGAGUUAUAUCGGUUUUGAUGGGCAACGGUUUGCCACGGAAUAUGAUUUGCGGCAAAGAGUGCAAUGGUUUUGCCAGAGAUAAUCGACUCCUGGCGCCCAUUGCGCUCACCAGCGGCCCCGACGGCAGCGUAUAUGUGGGCGACGCCAACCUUAUUAGGCGUAUAACACCCGACAGACAGGUGUACACUGUAUUCAAGCAUAAAAAUCUCCGCAAUUCAUAUCAGUAUCACAUUAUGUUGAGCCCAAUCGAUGGUCACCUCUAUAUCUCUGAUCCCGAGAGACACCAAAUACUUAGAAUUCACUCACUGGACAAAGUGGAGGACCCGGAGAACAACCUGGACGUAGUUGUGGGCAACGGUGACCGCUGUUUCCCACACGACCCGCUCAAAUGCGGUGACGGCAAACCGGCGCCCGAAGCGCGGCUCAUAUACCCCAAGGGUAUGGCGUUCGCCACCGACGGCACCCUGUAUUUCGCCGACGGAAACAGUAUACGAGUUGUGGACAAUCACGGCAUCGUUCACACCAUUAUAAACCGGCGCCCGAAGCGCGGCUCAUAUACCCCAAGGAUCAAACUUCAUUGGCCGACACACGUGGGCAUCAAUCCGUUGGAGGGCUCUCUAUAUUUCAUCGACGAUCAUAUGGUGUUGAAGCUGACACCCGACCGGCGAGUGAUGGUCAUAGCGGGCAGUCCUGCCUAUUGUAAGACAUCGGAUGGCAAUGAUUUCAAUAACCAAACGAAUGGACGCAUUAAUAACAGCCAUGAGAUGGGCUUUUUUGCCAACUUUGCUUUCGGACCGACCGGAAUCCUUUACGUGACAGAAGUGUCUGAAAGUGGCGUCAAUAGAGUGCGAGCCCUCACACAAGACGGAGAGCUCAUCCAUUUUGCCGGCAAAAAGACUAUUACGAGACACUCGUGUCCGGUCGAGAUGUGCCGCGAUAUCAACGCCCAGAACUGUACCUGUGCUGUACCCCCGAUGUCCGCACUCACCCCCAGCCCUAACGAGUUUGAGGUAUGCGAUUAG
This is a messenger RNA of Medioppia subpectinata, 1494 nucleotides long. Lineage: Eukaryota; Metazoa; Arthropoda; Arachnida; Sarcoptiformes; Oppiidae. The record is from the annotation of a GenBank genome assembly.